AUGGAGCACCUGUGGUCUCUCGGGCCCUCAGCGCUGAGGCUCGUGGAGGCCGCGGUGGUGCGCUGCCCCGCCUGUCCCGCGUGCCCGCCGUGCACGUGCCCCGCAGUCAGCUGCGCGCUGACCUGUGCGGGACCCGCCAGCACCAGCCUGAUCGUGGUGCAGGAGCGGGACUGGCUGGGGAUCUCUGCUGCCUUCCUUUUCGGCAUCGCGCUGCUGCGGUGCUGGGACUGGUGCCGCGUGGCUUACACCAGGCGCCAGAAGAGCCGCGCCGAGGGCGCGCUCGAGCCGCCCGCCCCCGCACGGACACCACAGGUGCCGGCCAACGCAGCGGCGGGUAGAGUUGUUCCCGUGCCCGAGCCGCCUUCGGGGGUGAUGGAGCGUUCUUUGGAUAUCAAAGAGUUCCAGGUGCUGGUCCAUUUCCCGGACGACGCCAACGGCUUCUAUUGGCACAUGAGGAUCCUCUUGGUCAGGGCUGGCGCUGCUGGAGUGUGGGUGACGCUCACGCCGACGCUCGAGCUGUUCACACACGACUUGAGCAAGAUUCGUCACAUCGUCCUUGGUCGUAAUGCAGCGUGGCCAGCCCGCGUGAAUAGGAAUAAGAUUUUCAGCUUCGACCCCAUCACGCGCGCCAAGCUGAACCAGUUCAUCCAGUUGGCGAGGGCGCAGGCGCGCGUGCUGGCUGACGACGACAUGGACGCCGAGGCUCCCGACAUGAUCUGGCUUCGCGCUGGGCCUGGCCUGGAAAAGUUGGGCGAGGUUGUGCCGCAGGAGGUGGUAGACGACCAGGGGCGCUUCUCAGAGAUUGGAGACUCGGCCGUGGCGGAGGUGAACGGCGCCGUGAUCUGGGCCGCCAGGGUUGACGCUGGCGAGCGCGAGGCCUGGGCCAAGGAGCGCCAGGCUGCAGAGCGCGACGACAGGAUCAUCGGCGUGCACCUUCGGAACGGGAAGCGUUCCAUCUUGCUCAAGGAGGCCUUGGCGCUGUAUUCGCAGGCCGGUGGCUUCGAGGUGUACGAGCGCAGCUGGCAGCACGACUCUGGCGUGUACCCUGGACUCCACCACCACAGCCAAUCGAUGGCGGACGAGUGCUGCCAGCUCUUCCACCUCGGCUAUCCUGUCAGCGUGGGCUGA
Molecule: messenger RNA, 1128 nt
Organism: Prorocentrum cordatum
Lineage: Eukaryota; Dinophyceae; Prorocentrales; Prorocentraceae
Source: the annotation of a GenBank genome assembly